UUGCCUGGUUUAAUUUGAGAUAUGAUAUAAAAAGAUCAAAAAAAUCUUAGUGAUAAUUAAUCAUGUUUGCAUUGAUUCUUGGUCUUGUUAUUCUUGCCUCUGCUAAAACAUAUCCUUUCACUCUUACUUCUUGUGCAAAGAACCCUACUUUCAUCAUUCAUCAAAUGACUAUUCAACCAGAUAACCCUAUAAAUAUUCAAGGAGGAUUUACUCUUGAUUUUGAUAUUGAAGUAACAAAAGAAAUUACUGAAGCCACUGUUGCUUUAACUUUCCAAAAGGAAGUUCUUUUCUGGGUUACUGUUCCAUGUGCAAAGAAUGUUGGAUCAUGCACUUAUAAUAAUAUUUGUGAAUUAUUUGCUAAUGUUACUGAUGAAUGUUUGAAUGCUACUAGAAGCCAUGGAUUUGAUAAAGUUCCAUGCUCAUGCCCAAUUCCAGUAAGUAGAUACACUGCUUCUAUUCCAAUUCCACCAUUGGAUAUUCCUGAUGGAAUUGAAUGGUUAGCUUCAGGAAAUUAUAAAAUUAAAAUGGUUGCUACUGAUCCUACUGGAGCAGAAAUUUCAUGUUAUGAUGCAAAAUUCUCAUUAUCAACAAAAUAA
Messenger RNA from Entamoeba histolytica HM-1:IMSS, 596 nucleotides. Its product is annotated as ganglioside gm2 activator protein, putative. Gene Ontology annotation, biological process: lipid transport; ganglioside catabolic process. Gene Ontology annotation, molecular function: enzyme activator activity; lipid carrier activity. Lineage: Eukaryota; Evosea; Mastigamoebida; Endamoebidae. Bases 63 to 596 code for a protein of 177 amino acids. The record is from RefSeq and is a predicted model, not a curated record. Gene Ontology annotation, cellular component: cytoplasmic side of plasma membrane. The transcript has a single exon.